Molecule: messenger RNA, 1403 nt
Organism: Sphaeroforma arctica JP610
Lineage: Eukaryota; Ichthyosporea; Ichthyophonida
Exons: 12
Biological process (GO): regulation of GTPase activity
Source: RefSeq, a predicted model, not a curated record
CGUACCGCGACGAUCUCAAGGCACGGUUCCCAGAUCUUAACCGCAAAGCGCGGAGUUAUGAUAUACACGUGCGCUUUUAUCACGAACAUCUAUUAGAACGGUUACGAAUGUGCGGAGAGCGGCAGAGGAUAGUACCGCAAAAACACGAUUUCUCGGACACUACGUUAGCUUCAAACAAUAAGUGCUGCGUAUGCCAAAAACAGGCUGUGCGCAUGUCCAAAUGUUCUGGCUGCGGUGUAGCGGCGCAUGAGGAAUGCAGCAAUCGCAUCUCAUUCAACUGCGGAACGGCUGGUCGGAUCCGGGUCAAAUACAAAUACUCACGAGAGAUAAUUCAUGCCAAAGACGUCUACGUUCCCUUCUAUAAUGCACUAUGUACGAAUAAUUUCUGCGUCUUGAGGUAUUUGAACCUGAAGGUAACGCAGCAGCGAGAGGCCUUUUCAAAAGCUUUGAUGCGCGUCUUCAUAAAACAAAAAAACACACAAAGGAUAAUCAAGGGUCUCGUUGUUGACGAAAUAGCCAAUACACCCGACAUGAAAAUUGUCUUCCGUCACAAUAGUCUGACGACGAAAAGUAUAGACUACUCCAUGAAGGUAUUCGGUCACGAGUAUCUCGCCCAAGUGCUCUGUCCCGUUAUCUACCACGUGUGCAAAUCGGACGCGAACCGGUGUGAGAUGGACCCCACACGUGUGAAUGCAGAACAAAAGUAUAGCGAGGAGGAAACGAACCAGCUUGUUGAUCAGAACUUCCGCACACUCAGAGAGAUCUGCACAGCUCUACUAGCACGUAUAUAUGCGACAAAAAGGAAGAUCCCAGCGCAAAUACGAUUGACAAUGCAGGUGAUCAGGGAGAGUGUCCUGGCUGAAAGCGAAACACGGGGCAUUGACCCAAUGAAGGACGAUGUGACUUACGUAUCACUCACUGCCUUCCUGUUUCUGCGCUUUUUCUGCCCGGCGCUGCUGAAUCCGAGCUUAUUCAACCUGUUAGACGAACCUCCAGAGCCCAGCGCUGCUCGCGAUAUGACACUCCUAGCCAAAACUAUACAGACCUUAGCCAACAUGUCGUCAUUCUCGAACAAGGAGUCCUUCAUGUUGCCAAUGAAUGAGUUCCUCCAAGCAGAACGGCCGAAAAUGAGACAAUAUCUGGAUUUCGUGAGUAGUCCUAUGGAUGAGGAUUCAAAAGCAGUCGCUAUACCAGAACCAUAUUUAGAUGACAGUAUAGAUCUCCCCAAAGAACUGGUGCGCGUUCACCGCCAUCUGCGCCAUGUCCAGCCAUUGAUGCAAAGUCAUUUAGACGAGAUCUCCACGGAGAAUGAGCAUGAAGACUGCGACGGUUUCCGCAAUGUUAUCAAGCAAGUGGACUACAUCACCGAACUCAAUCUGGCCGAGGAGAAAACGGUGUCGUAG